UUUCGGAGUUCAGUAUUCGGUACUCGGUUUGGAAGUUUUGUGUUAAGCGAAACCAUCUGCGUUACGGUAGCAUAAAAGUCCACCUUUGCUGUGUGUGCAACGUCGCCCCAACAACCCCAUCCCAACUCAACACUGAAAACCAUGUUCUCCAAAGUGAUCGCUGUUUUGGCCUUUGCCGCCGUUGUAGCCGCCAAGCCCCAACAUCAGCAGGCCGCCCAGUACCCGGCCGGCGUCGAUCCGUCCCGCUGCCCGUCGUACCCGAACUGUGACAACGCGGCCCUGCACAGCCCGAACCCAUACAACAACCAUGCCGCCAACCACUGGAACCCGAACUGGAACGCCCAGCCCAGCUGGAAUCACGCUCCGGCCGCGGCCCCGGCCCACAACUCGUACUACCACGGGGCGCCCCACUCGUACCAGGCUCUGACCGGCCCCAGCCACAACUACCUCGGAGCUCCGGCCCCAACUGCCGGUGGCGAUCGCUAUCCCGCCGGAGUGGACCCGCACAGCUGCCCGAACUACCCGUACUGUGAUAACUCGGCCCCGGCUGGCGUGCCGCACGCCGCCCCUCUGCCAGGAUACACCGCGCGCCAGUACCCCGCCGGAGUGUCCCCGCACACCUGCCCGAACUUCCCGUACUGCUAAGCGGCUGACCGCCACCAGGUUCCGCUCUCUGUCCCUCACCGACUACUACUACUACGCCUCUGUUUUAAAUCCCCGCCACGACCGUCGGAUGACCGUUCUGUUGCUUUCCUUUUCGCUUUCCUUCCCGCCGGUCGCCUACUCUCUCGCCCUGUUCUACCCACUGUGUUCCCGUUUUCUCCCACCCCCCUUCCUACGCCCAAUGGUUGUAAAUAAUGGUUCCGGUUCCGGGUAGGUUAAUGGUUCCCAUGCAACUCCCACUGCCACUUAGUCGAUGUUCCUCGAUGUGUGUGUGUGUGUGUGUGCGAAGAAUGCGAACCAUCCGCAGAACGAUCCACUAUGAUCUGGAGAAGCUGUAGAAGCUGGAGAACAAUCACAGCCGAUCAGACAUCAGACAAAAACGAAAUGAACCGAAAUGUUAUCUCAGCGCGCCAACUCGCACACGAUGCAAAUGAAAUUUGAA
Molecule: messenger RNA, 1105 nt
Organism: Anopheles cruzii
Lineage: Eukaryota; Metazoa; Arthropoda; Insecta; Diptera; Culicidae
Product: cuticle protein 1
Exons: 3
Coding region: 142-645 (167 amino acids)
Molecular function (GO): structural constituent of cuticle
Source: RefSeq, a predicted model, not a curated record